Messenger RNA from Volvox carteri f. nagariensis, 2910 nucleotides. RefSeq lists its product as uncharacterized. Gene Ontology annotation, biological process: carbohydrate metabolic process. Bases 1 to 2910 code for a protein of 969 amino acids. Gene Ontology annotation, molecular function: hydrolase activity, hydrolyzing O-glycosyl compounds. The record is from RefSeq and is a predicted model, not a curated record. The transcript is spliced from 15 exons. Lineage: Eukaryota; Viridiplantae; Chlorophyta; Chlorophyceae; Chlamydomonadales; Volvocaceae.
AUGUUGCCUUCAUUGUCGUCCCGGAUGCUGUUACGGCUGCUGCUGCUCAUCGUCCUCAGCGUGGCCUCAUGCCAAGGGCCCCUUGGGGCUCAGGCACAAUUGUUUUUCAGGCCGUUACCCACCGAAGCGGCUGAUGAUGAUGCGGUAGGACGACUUGCUGCAAUAGACGUUGAUUUGGCUGAUACAGCUGCUGCGGUUGAUACAGCUGCUGCGGUUGAUGCAGCUGCUGUGGUUGGUGCGGUUGAUGCCGUUGAUUCCGUUGAUGUAGGUACAGCGGUUGACGGGGUUGCUGCAGCUGGUGCGGUGAAUGCAGUUGAUGCAGGCGCAGCGGUUGAUGCGGUUGAUGUGGUCGAUGCAGUUGAUACACGUGCAGCGGCUGAUGGGGUCGCAUCAGUUGCUGCGACUAACGCGGCUGCGGCUAAUGCGGCUGAGGCUAAUGCGGCUGCGGCUAAUGUGGCUGAUGUAGGUGCAACGAUUGGCGCAGUUGAUGCAGGUGCAGCUGGUAAUGCGAUUGACAUGGCAGCAGGUACGGCAGCCAUUGAACGUCCAGCACCACCGCCACCACCGCCACCGCCUCGUUCCAGUGGCAGACCCGCAGCUGUGGUUGCCACUGGCCCCCGGUACACGCGGCCCACCAGUGCUGUCGACUCUCCCGACGUGAUCCUGCUGCGGCCGCCUGCCGUGACUCCCGACCCGCUGCCAGCAGCUCGAUCGGCCUUUAUCAGUUUGCGCGGCAACCAGAUGAUCGAGGAUGGCAAGCCAUUCUACUUCAUCGGCUUUAACGCACACUGGUUGCCUAACUUGGCAACAUUUGAGCAUGAGUGGGGCCGCACGCAGGCGGCGCUCUUCAUGCAGUCAGCGCAGCGACUGGGCAUGCGAGUAGGUCGCUGGUGGGCCUUCAACAAGGGGCUGCCGGUACGUCCCGGAGAGUACGAUGAAGACCAGGCAAGUAGAGCCUGCGUUACUUGGCCCCGGGCCCCUACAUGGCUGUGGCAGCCUUUUUCCUUUUCUUUCGUGCCAUCCAUGCAGCUGGUUUAUUUGUAUUUUCUCACACCUUCCCAGUUCCUGGGCCUGGACUACUGCAUCUACCUUGCCUCCAAGUUCCAGAUUCGCGUCAUUCUGGCGCUCACCAACCUUUGGCCGCAAUACAAGGGUCCCGAGCACUACCUGUACAUGGCAACCGGCAGCGCAGACGGCAAGACGGUUUACGACUACUAUGCUGACCGUUCCACACGGGAGCUGGUGAAGCGGCACUUCGACGCCGUGAUCAACCGGGUCAACGCCUACAGCGGGUUCCGUUACCGUGACGACCCCGCCAUACUGGGAUGGGACGUCAUGAACGAGCCGCGUUGCCCAGGAUGCGAUGCCUCCCAGCUGACAGUGAAGUUGGACUGGCUGCGGGAGAUGGCGUCGUACUUGAGAUCCAUAGACCCCAACCACCUCAUCACACAGGGCAGUGAGGGCUACUUCAUGCCGGAUCCCGCCACAAACCUGCACUUGCUCAACCCGGGGGCAGGCGCGCAAUGCGAGGGGGAGGACUGGGUUGCCACCGUAUCCAUGAAGGAGCAUGACUUUGCUUGUAUACACGUGUACGAACGGCAGGUUGAGGAGCUGCCCUUUAACCCGGACCCCAAGCGCAAUGACACCAACUGGGUGAAGUGCGACUUCGUCUGCUACAUCAACUGGUUCACUCGCUACGUAGAGGCUCACGAACAGAUAGCCGCGCAGCUGGGCAAACCAUUGCUGCUAGAGGAGUAUGGCCUGACGUGGUGGCGAAUGUGGGAGCACGACAGACGUGUAUUGCUGCAGAUUACCUUCGAGAUGCUCAUAAACAGUGCCAAGCGCAAUGGGCCGCUGGCAGGCGUCAUGUUCUGGAACGCCGCCGCCAACUUCACGGGCGAUUGGGACGGCUACAAUAUCUACAUUCAGCGCACUCCCAAGUCCAUCAAAAAGCCCGCGCCCUUCGACUACGGCCCAGCCACCGGCAGCCUCAUUCCUGGACCCAACCCGAUCACCAUAGCAGUCUCAGCUCCCCCGGGCGGUGCCUCCCCUGCAACGGCCGUCCGCAAGGCCGUGCGCCGCAGCCGUACGUUGCUCCAGAACCUGAACCACUACAAUCUGUCCAACAGCAGACACGAGGAGAAGCGCAAACCGAGCGAGCUCAGCCGACUGGAGGAACGGCUUCCUGAGCUUGCACCCUCAGCGGCUUCGGACGUCCAGCUGGAAUUGACGCAGCUGGAGGAUGUCGCGGACCAUGCUGGACCAAUUGGAUCCGGUAUUCCUGCUGAAAGGGCCUUGGAGCGGGAGCGGGAGAGGGCACGGGGGCGUAAGCAGGAAAAUCGACAGCAGAAUGGAGCCCCACUCGAGCGCGUGGACUUUCUGGAAAAGUCAAAGCUGUCGCAGGAGCUGCAUCCGGCGAUGUUGGACUUGGUGCUGAACGGCCAACUGGGCCGACCCAUGGGUACCCAGCCAGUGGUGGACCCAGCAAGAAGCCGGCGCUACAAACCACAGAGCUCGUCGUCCUCCACCAAGACGGCUUUACGAGAGGAAACCAAUGACAGAGAUGCAGAAGGGGGCCUGGAGCGCAAAGGAUCCGUCACCUUGGCGGCUGGGGGAGAUGCGGAUGUGGCAGCGGCAGCUCAAUGUGGUGGCGGCGAAUACAACGGCUCCACACUGGCCGACGCGCCCGAUGCGGCCGCAGUGCGCCGAAGGGGCCGACGUCUCCAAGAGCAGAUGGUGGAGCUUGACGGCUUCCGACGCGCCUGGCAUCGAAACGACUGUGCGGUGCGGAACAGCCGGGUGUGGCGGCCGCCCCCCAUCCCCCGCCACGUCAACUACCAGGCCUACCGGCAGUACGUGGAGGACUUGGACCCCGUGGACAUGAUUCAAUGGGCCACCCGUCAGCUGUGA